Messenger RNA from Jaculus jaculus (lesser Egyptian jerboa), 1569 nucleotides. RefSeq names its product N-terminal glutamine amidase 1 (gene Ntaq1). Bases 19 to 708 code for a protein of 229 amino acids. Gene Ontology annotation, cellular component: nucleus; cytosol. Gene Ontology annotation, molecular function: protein-N-terminal asparagine amidohydrolase activity; protein-N-terminal glutamine amidohydrolase activity. The record is from RefSeq and is a predicted model, not a curated record. NCBI's taxonomy places the organism in Eukaryota, Metazoa, Chordata, Mammalia, Rodentia, Dipodidae. The transcript is spliced from 7 exons.
UGUGGGUGGGCCGAGGCCAUGGAGAGGUCUUUCCUCGCAUCCUCGGCGGCGCGCUACCAGCCGGCCUGCCCCACGCGCGACGCCUGCGUCUACAACAGCUGCUACUGGGUGGCUGUGGGAUCCUGGGUCCUUGGGGGCGGCGGCGAUCCCCCGAAGGUGUCCAGGCAACCGUGUGAAGAAAAUAUUUGGAAGCUGUGUGAAUACAUCAAAACCCACAGCCAAUACCCUUUGGAAGAUUGCUAUGCCGUCUUCAUAUCAAACGAGAAGAAGAUGGUACCUAUCUGGAAACAGCAGGCAAGACCUGGGAAUGGACCAGUGAUCUGGGAUUACCACGUUGUUCUGGUUCAUGUGUCAGGUGAAGGACAGAGCUUCGUCUAUGAUCUGGAUACAGUUUUGCCAUUUCCCUGCCCUUUUGAUGUUUACAUAGAGGAUGCCCUUAAGUCUGACGAUGACAUUCACCCGCAGUUUAGGAGGAAAUUUAGAGUGGUCCGUGCAGACUCCUACUUGAAGCAUUUUGCUUCUGACCGAUCUCACAUGAAAGACUCCAGUGGGAACUGGAAAGAGCCUCCUCCGGCAUAUCCCUGCAUUGAAACUGGUGACUGCAAAAUGAACCUGAAUGACUUCAUCAGCAUGGACCCUGAAGUCGGAUGGGGAUCUAUCUAUACUCUGCCUGAGUUUGCAUAUCGGUUUAGCAGUAAAAACCACUGAACUUGACAUCAGAAUGAGGAGCUGGGGUGUGAGCCAGCAUCCGUCCUUCAGUGUAAGUUUAGGGCAGCAGACAGUAUGGCACGGGUAGCUUGCAGGCACAGUUUCCUCUUCUAAUUCAAUUGUGUGGAAACAAAUGAACAACGCAAAUACAAAUGAAUGAGGAUCUAGCGCUCAACAGCCAGCAUCACACUCACAAAUGAAAUAAAGCCUUUCUUUUGAAUGUCAUGUACAGUGUACAGUUGCUGCGAUAUUCCUGUGGGUCAUUUAUUCAAAUAUGACAGCUUAUGCAAGUGAUCAUUCUUAUUAAGGUAAAAGUGUGGGGAUUGGGGAGAAGGCUCAGUGGUUAAAGGUGCUUGCUUGCAAAGCCUGCUGGUUACAUUUAAGUCCUAGUACCCAUGUAAGCCAGAUGCAAAAGUGGCACAUGCAUCUGGAGUUCACUUACAGUGGCAAGAGGCCUUAGUGUGCCUAUAUAGAUAUGCACAGACACACACACACACACAAAAAAAAUAAAAGUAUUUUUUUAAAAAAAGUGUAGACCUAGAGCUAGCUUAGCUCCUUUUGUCUGUUCUCUGUUUUGUUUCUCAGGCUAUACUGUAAGCUUUUUGUGGGCAGGAUGGUGACUUAAGGCUCUGACAGAAUCUCCACUGCCCACAAGAGGUGCCCAUAAUGUUUUUAGACAGCACUGCUGUUUGGUUAGGGACAAUGAUGUGAGCUGAAUCAGCAAUAAGUAUUAGUCUUUUUGGACUAUGUUGUUUAAAAAAGUUGCAGGUCUCUCAGGCUGUUACUUGCUCUAUUUAUACAUGCAUACACACACACACACACACACACAAAUAAGUUUAAAUAAAGUUGACUUAAAAUUAA